GUCUUACUCAAUUGGGUUUGUAUCUUUUGCCCUUCUACCUUCAUUUGAAAUUUUGAGCCAAAUGAAAGACUCUGUGAACUAUGUGGCUGACACUUGGUGUUGGGAGUCUCAUUCGAUAUCCUAUUCUUUCUUAAUUCAAGGAGCAACAUCUGAAUCAUGAAUGAGAAACAGGGAGUAUAUUCAUUACCUGAAAUGUUGAUGAUAAAUGAAUGAAGGGGAAAGAGUGCCAAGUCUCAAAUCUCAACUGGUCCUUGUUCCCCUUUCCCAGAGUUUCAAAGCUCUUCAUUGUCAGUUAGUUAAGUUGCAGAUUGCCAACUCAAAGAUGGAGAUACGCAGCAUAAGACAAGCUACCCCCUAUCACAGAGAUCUUGCAGUUUCAAAGAGCCUAUUAAGGUAAGACCCCUAAACAAAGAAAUAUGGAUAUGCUGAGUGAGAGUGGAGGAGGUAUCAUCGAAGCUCUAAAUGCAACUGUUCAUGGAAAUGGCACCCGAACCUUAGUUCUAUCUCAUGGGUUUGGCUUUGACCAGUCUGUUUGGCACUACCUCAUCCCUUACCUUGCAUGCUACUUCAAGGUGGUGGUUUUUGAUCUAAUCUUCGUAAAUCCCAACCUUUAUGAUCCAAAAAAGUACUCAAAUUUCGAUUCCUACGCACAAGACUUGGUAUGCCUCCUUGAUCAGCUCAAUGUGAAGAAGACCAUCUAUCUGGGUCAUUCCAUGUCAGCCAUGAUUGGAUGCAUAGCUGCAACAAAGAGACCGGAUCUCUUUGAACACCUUAUCCUCCUAGGUGGCUCUCCAAGGUACUUAAAUGCAGAAGGAUAUUAUGGGGGAUUUGAGAGAUCAGAUAUCGACAAAAUCUUCGAAGCAAUAAAUGAAAAUUUCCCAGUUUGGGUUCAAAAUUUUGUUCCCAUGGCAGUGGGCAUCAACAACUCUGCAGCCAUAGCUGAGUUCGAGUACAGCUUGGGGAGGAUGAAACCGGAGAUAGUGCUUAGUGUCGCUAAAACUGUCUUCCUGAGUGACCUAAGACUCGUUCUACCACAAGUUAAAGUGCCUUGCACCAUUAUCCAAUCCAGAGAAGAUAUUGUUGCUCCAACAUUCAUCGCAUGCUACAUGAAGGAAAACCUUGGUGACGAUGCUACGGUUAAGAUACUGGAAACACAAGGCCAUUUUCCACAGCUAACAGCUUUCCCUUUGCUUUUGGAUGCUUUAAACCAAGUUUUAUCCAUUCCAUAGAAGCUGGUUGUAUCUAAGAACUUAGAAUUUAAGGUUUGGCUCAAGUGUCUAUGUUUUUUUGUUUCCUUUCGUAUUUUUGUUUCUUUUCUGGACAUUUUAAGGAUUUCAUCAAAGUUGGAUCGUCAAAACUGAACUGCCUUCUUUUGAAAUGAAUGUAGUGUAUUAAUGGGUGUUGGUGAAAGUCAA
Messenger RNA from Vitis vinifera (wine grape), 1415 nucleotides. Its product is annotated as strigolactone esterase D14. The coding region runs from base 417 to 1229 and encodes 270 amino acids. NCBI's taxonomy places the organism in Eukaryota, Viridiplantae, Streptophyta, Magnoliopsida, Vitales, Vitaceae. The transcript is spliced from 4 exons. The record is from RefSeq and is a predicted model, not a curated record.